This is a messenger RNA of Paramecium octaurelia, 691 nucleotides long. Lineage: Eukaryota; Ciliophora; Oligohymenophorea; Peniculida; Parameciidae. The record is from the annotation of a GenBank genome assembly.
AUGGAUUAGAUUUAAGUCAUAUUAGUGAAAGAGUCUUUCGAAAAUGAUUGUACAGAGAUUAGGUUUCUAGUCAAUAACCAAGAGAUUUUGCCAAAAAUAAGCAUCAAAUUAACAGAAAAUUAUUCUGAGGAAUUUUCAUCUGCUCUAUAUUAACAUCUAUCUAAUCAUGUUAAGAAGGAGUGUCGCUAUCUAUACUUUGUAAGUUAAUGAUAAACUAUUAAUUUCAUAGAACGAACCUUUGGAAUGCAUGAAACAGAAGAGGUUCAAUUUGAUCUCUCAAUUAGGAGUAGAUGUUAUACUAAAAUUAUUAAACUUAAAUUUUAUACCAAUAAUUCGAACUAAUUAUUCUCGUUAUAUCCUUGACGACGUAGUUUUUAUCACUUAGCCUUUUCAGAAGGGGAGAAAAUCAGCAAUUGAGAGGCUGAAUUAGAAUUGGGAAACAUAAUGCAGAUUGAAAUCUAAAAUCACAAAAGAAUUCAUUUAAAUCAUUGAAGAAUUCAAAUUUUACUACCGUAUAGAUAUACUAAUCACAUCGAACUUAAAGCCAAUAAAAUAGGAGAAAUAUUCAGAAUAUGAUGUUCUUUAUGUACCUACAGAAGAGUUGAUAUUUUUAAAAACCAAUUAAAAAUAAUAAUUAUCGCUCUUAUUUCAGAAUUUAGAGCAAAUAAUUAAAUAAUACUAAUUAAUUUGA